Messenger RNA from Folsomia candida, 1746 nucleotides. RefSeq lists its product as uncharacterized. Lineage: Eukaryota; Metazoa; Arthropoda; Collembola; Entomobryomorpha; Isotomidae. The record is from RefSeq and is a predicted model, not a curated record. Gene Ontology annotation, molecular function: protein binding. The transcript is spliced from 4 exons. The coding region runs from base 102 to 1499 and encodes 465 amino acids.
AAGAGUGUUGUUGUUACCUCCACUCUUCGGAUCAGUACUUGUGUACCAGGUUUUCAUACAUAUUCGUAAAAUCAUACAUACGCUGAAAAAGUUCUAAUAACAUGGAUGGAAAUAUUGCCCCGAACUUGUAUUCUCAAUCUAUUUUUGGCAAUUCAUUGAUCACCACUAAAAUUUUGUCUUUUCUUUCAUUAUCGGACAUAAAAAAUUUCCGCCUCGUGUCGAAAUCAUGGUCGCAUCAAGGGCUCCCAUCUUUGCGAAAAGUGUCAUUUAUGAAAACAAAUUUGGUGACGCUUAUCCCUUAUAUGAAAUUAAUGGAAGCAGACAAUGAAAUAUUUGUACACUCAAACUUCACUAUUUGUCACGAUACAAAUUAUGCUGAUUCAGCUCAACGAAAAGAGACGAUUUUAAGAUUGUUUAAAAUACUUAACGAACGACGUUUAGGUAAUGUACGAUUCCUGCGUAUAAUUAUGGGCAACUCAGACCUGGCAUUUCUUCGCCGUGUGCUAUGCUUGAUGCCACACUUGAACACUUUGGAGAUAAUUGUGGGUUCAAAUGCAAAAGUAGAAGAAAAUGGUGAUGAGGAAAUAAAAAAUUGUGACAGCGACCUAACGAAACUUAAAACCUCGUCGUUAAAAACGAUUGCCUUCAUGUUUGCAAAUGUUGCAAAUAAACAAGCAGAACAAGUAAUUGGCCCCGUGUUUGACACAUUUUUUCCGAACGAUUCGACCCCCUGGAAACUUGAGAAAGUUGAGAUACUCGACAAAUCAAAAAAUUCGGUGAUUGGGGGGAACGUUAUGAAUAGAAUUAAUCGAUGGAAGGUGAAAACGCUAACCAACGUCCAGCUCAUGUACAGCGGAACAAGUUCCCUAAAACAGUUAACCUUGAGCCAUAGUUCACUCACAAUUUUAAAAGUAGGGGUCGUUUCUUGGUCGGAUUUGGCCCUGUUACGAACCGCUCUGGCAAAGCAUUCCGGGACUUUAAGCGUUCUUGAAGUCGAAGUUAGCACAAAAACCACCCUGUCGCCAAAUACGCGUUGUACGAAACCCUCCACGUUUGAUAUACCGACUCUUCCUCGCCUGAGGAAAUUGGUGUAUGCUGUUGGGAAAUUGCCUGUUCAUUUAUUGAGUGGAUCGCGGUGGUGUGGAUCUGGGAUGACGAAGCAUUACGAGGCUUUGGCCAUACUAGAAGACUUGUCGUUUUUGGAUUAUAUGAAUAUUUCGCAGAUAAUUGAGGGAGGUCAAGUCGCCUUUUCGAAGAAGUUUCCAAGUCUGACGCAUCUGGAAUUGAAAUUGUGUGGUGGUUAUAAUCGGUUUCAUGACAUUUUCUUUUCAAAUAUUCGCAAAAAUGUGGAGAUUCCGCAGAUUGAAAUGUUUUUCAUGGAAUUGCCAAAUUGGGGGAGCAGAGGUCAGUUUGAUUCUCUUGUUAAAAGGAUCUCGAAAAUAUUUCCUAAUGUGGACUAUCCGAGGUUUGACGCAGAAAUUGGACAUAGCUGUAGAUGACUUAAAUUUACUACAGCUUGGUGAAUUAUGUAAGAUACAAUAUUAUGGUGUAAGACUUGAGACGGGUACAUAAAUAUGUAAGUGCCAUUAUAAGCACUAAAAUUGUGACACAUUUACGAAAAAUUUAGAUAAAUCCAAUUCGUUCAAUGAGUUUUUAUGUGGUGGACAGACAUUGGACAAUCAAUUCAUAUGUAUGUUGUAUUUUAUUCGAAUAAUUUGAUUCAAUAAACUGCAUAUUUUUUAUAAA